Empidonax traillii (willow flycatcher) is the source of this 1944-nucleotide messenger RNA. RefSeq names its product sodium leak channel non-selective protein-like. The transcript is spliced from 14 exons. Lineage: Eukaryota; Metazoa; Chordata; Aves; Passeriformes; Tyrannidae. Gene Ontology annotation, cellular component: membrane. Gene Ontology annotation, molecular function: monoatomic cation channel activity. The annotation marks the transcript as partial. The record is from RefSeq and is a predicted model, not a curated record. Gene Ontology annotation, biological process: monoatomic ion transport; transmembrane transport.
AACCAUUCAAAAUGCAUUAUAAAAUGGUUUUAGUGAAUUAAUGUUUGCUGUCUUUUUUUCCUAAAGGAGGUUUCACGAUUGUAGGCAACAAGAGUUAACUUCAGGAUGCUAAAAAGGAAACAAAGUUCAAGGGUGGAAGCCCAGCCAGUUACGGAUUUUGGUCCCGAUGAAUCUUUGUCAGACAACGCAGAUAUUCUAUGGAUUAACAAACCAUGGGUACACUCUUUACUACGAAUCUGUGCCAUCAUCAGUGUUAUUUCUGUUUGUAUGAACACUCCAAAGACCUUCGAGCAUUAUCCGCCUCUUCAGUAUGUGACAUUUGCUCUUGAUACUUUGUUGAUGUUUCUUUACACUGCAGAGAUGAUAGCAAAAAUGCACAUCCGUGGGAUAGUUAAGGGUGAUAGCUCCUAUGUAAAGGAUCGUUGGUGUGUGUUUGAUGGAUUCAUGGUCUUUUGUCUUUGGGUGUCGCUGGUUUUACAGGUGUUUGAAAUUGCUGAAAUAGUUGACCAAAUGUCACCUUGGGGCAUGUUACGGAUUCCACGACCACUCAUUAUGAUUCGAGCAUUCCGGAUAUAUUUCCGUUUUGAGCUGCCAAGAACUAGGAUAACAAAUAUUUUGAAGCGUUCUGGAGAGCAAAUCUGGAGUGUUUCCAUUUUUCUUCUGUUCUUUCUUCUGCUGUAUGGGAUCUUGGGAGUGCAAAUGUUUGGAACUUUUACGUACCAUUGUGUGACCGACGACACUCAACCAGGAAAUGUAACCUGGAAUAAUUUAGCUAUCCCAGACACCCACUGUUCCAGAGAGCUAGAAGAAGGUUACCAGUGCCCACCGGGAUUUAAAUGCAUGGACCUUGAAGAUCUGGGACUAAGCAGGCAAGAGCUGGGCUACAGUGGCUUUAAUGAGAUAGGCACAAGCAUAUUUACUGUUUAUGAAGCUGCUUCUCAGGAAGGCUGGGUGUUCCUCAUGUACCGAGCAAUCGACAGUUUUCCCCGAUGGCGUUCAUAUUUCUAUUUCAUCACCUUAAUUUUCUUUCUGGCCUGGCUUGUUAAGAAUGUUUUCAUUGCAGUCAUCAUUGAAACGUUUGCAGAAAUUAGAGUGCAGUUCCAGCAGAUGUGGGGGUCCAGGAGCAGUACUACUUCAACUGCUACAACCCAGAUGUUUCAUGAAGAUGCUGCUGGAGGUUGGCAGCUUGUGGCUGUUGAUGUGAAUAAACCACAAGGCAGAGCUCCUGCAUGUCUACAGAAAAUGAUGAGGUCAUCUGUGUUUCAUAUGUUCAUACUAAGCAUGGUUGCUGUUGAUGUGAUUGUUGCUGCUAGUAACUACUACAAAGGAGAAAAUUUCAAGAGACAAUAUGAUGAAUUUUACCUAGCUGAGGUUGCUUUCACAGUUCUGUUUGAUUUAGAAGCUCUCCUGAAGAUCUGGUGUCUGGGUUUCACAGGAUACAUCAGCUCAUCUCUUCACAAGUUCGAGUUGCUGCUUGUAAUUGGAACUACUCUCCAUAUUUAUCCAGACCUCUAUCACUCUCAAUUUACAUAUUUUCAGGUUCUUAGAGUAGUUCGCCUUAUAAAGAUUUCUCCUGCUUUGGAGGAUUUUGUGUACAAGAUAUUUGGACCAGGAAAAAAACUUGGAAGUUUGGUAGUAUUUACUGCCAGCCUGUUAAUUGUAAUGUCAGCUAUCAGUUUACAGAUGUUUUGCUUUGUGGAAGAACUGGACAGAUUUACAACCUUUCCACGGGCAUUCAUGUCAAUGUUUCAGAUUCUCACACAGGAAGGAUGGGUGGAUGUCAUGGAUCAGACACUGAAUGCUGUUGGACAUAUGUGGGCACCAGUAGUUGCUAUUUAUUUUAUACUGUAUCAUCUUUUUGCUACUCUGAUUCUACUCAGCUUGUUUGUUGCUGUUAUUUUGGACAACUUGGAACUCGAUGAAGAUCUAAAGAAACUUAAACAA